AUGCAGCAUCAGCCUGUCAACAGCAGUGUCAAAGCUUAUUGGUACCCAAACAUGAAGGGACUGAGCUUGGUUCUCCUUGUGCUUCUCCUGAUGCUCGCGGUUGGGGAGGGCGAGGAUCCAGAGAUGCAGUACUGGACCUGUGGGUAUAGAGGACUCUGCAGACGGUUCUGCUAUGCCCAGGAAUAUAUUAUUGGUCAUCAUGGUUGCCCUCGAAGAUACAGGUGCUGUGCCAUGCGGUCUUAGCACCCUGCUGGUGGUCUGAUGAUGCUCCCAAGAUGCCACAGUGUGACAUAUUCAGCACAGGUAGCUGGGAUCCUGCUAACUCACACGGCAUUCUUCUGGAUGAACCACUUUCUUGGCCUCCUAACAUCGUGUGGAAUCUAAAAGUGAAUGCGUUUGAAGUGGACUUUAUGUAGUUAAACAAAAGCUCAUUUACAGUUGUUGGUGUGGAGCUGCAAGCAUGUUGUCCAUAUUGUUUCCUAAAACUGACCCUGUGUAACUGAUCCUGUACCUCACACUGUUAACAAUAACAGUUCUACUCUCUCUGAAGCUGAACUGUUACUUCUACUCUCUGACAUGCAGUGUUGAAAAUUAAAGCGUGAAAAUAAUUGCA
Molecule: messenger RNA, 613 nt
Organism: Amphiprion ocellaris (clown anemonefish)
Lineage: Eukaryota; Metazoa; Chordata; Actinopteri; Pomacentridae
Gene: defbl2
Product: defensin, beta-like 2
Source: RefSeq, a predicted model, not a curated record